AUGCCUGAGCAGGUGCUGCUGCUGCUGGCCGCGGGCCUGGCUGUGGGCCUGCUGCUGCUGCUGAGUCUGCUGCUGUGCUGCCUGCAGAGGAAGAAGAAUGGACAGAGUCAGUACCAGGAGCUGCUGUCCCCGGUACCAUCGGUACCAGCGUGCCCCCCUCCAGUGGUCCUGGUGUCUCAGGGCUUCUGGGCCCUGCCCAGUGACAUCCCCUUCACACUGCCUCCUCGCUUCAGCGCACAAAACAACAAGGAUUUGAUAAAUGAUGGAAGGGCAGGUAAAGAAGAGGGCCAGGGGACGAAGGUGGAGCCCCGACGCGACAUUCUGGCUCACCGUGGGUCGCUCUCAGUGAGGAGUUGGUACCCGGUCGGGUCGGUGCUGGCCGACCUCUACUCCGUGGCUCCUCUGAGCGAGGUGGUGGCCCCCCCUCCGGGCAUGAACACGCGCCUCUGCUUCUCCGUGGACUACAGACACGGCACCGAGCAGCUGAUGGUCUCCCUGCUCCGCCUCAGCAACCUGCCCCCUCGUUUCCAUGGCAACCUGACUCUGGUGGAGCUGCGGCUUCUCCCUGAUGACCGGCGGCCCCGUCAGGCCAAAGCCCGGGGAACCGGGCCCGACCCCGAGUUCAGCGACUGGUUCAUUUUCCAGGUGUCGGGAGCGUGCGUGCGUCAGAGCACCCUGAGUGUGUGCGUGCUGAGCUCACAGCAAGGCGGCAAACGCCACGCUGUGGGCAGGGUGCUGUUUCCUCUGGAGGGGGAGCACGUUCAGGCCGGCAGGGUGCUCUGGAGAGACCUGGAGCCGGAGGAAGAUCUGCAGUGUUCAGAGCUGGGCGACAUGCAGGUAUCUCUGAGCUACAGUUCAUCCCUGCAGCGCCUCUCGGUGGUGGUUUUGAGGGCUCGAGGCCUCCAGCUGCACCCAGAUGCCGGUGUGUGUGUCCAGGUGAGCUUACAGAUUCACACUCGAGCGGUGAAGGUGAAACGCAGCUGUGCGGUGAAAGGUGAGAGAGACCUCUUCUUCAACCACAGAAUGACCUUUAAACUGCGGCCGCAGCACCUGGAUGAGGCCUGUCUGAGGUUCGAGCUGCAGCAGCUGAACAACAACCGCUCAGAGCCUCCGGCCCUGCUGGGAGUGCUGGUGUUGGGUCCUUUCAUGUACGCGAGGGGGCCUCAGCUGCAGCAAUGGAUGGACAUGGUCGACCCGGCAGAGGAGCCGGUCAAGCUGUGGCACGGACUUGGCAGGGCCACUUAAGACGCCUCAUUUAAACCUCAAAUAAAACAUUUCCUGCCAUUUGUGAAUGUCAAGGCAACAUUUUUUGCUAUGCACUGAAAUCCAAAGAGGAUGCAAAACUGUCUUCAGCCCGCUUGACUGUACAGACUCUUUUUCAGCGUUUCUCUUUUGGUUCGUUAACACAGUGUCAUCUAGAGCUACACAGCUCAGGGUCAGAUAUCGUUCUCACAAGUGUGGAUGGGCCAAAAUGUUUGCCUAAAAAAGUCAGGUGAAAACAGACAUGAAGCUCUAUUUGCAGAGAUGUGUGAAUCAGAAAGUUUGAGUGAAGUCUGACAAAUGAGAAAUCAAAACCUUGAAAACACUUAGAAGACAGAAACACAUUUGAGCACAUGUAGAAAGUAUAAAAGAAGACAGCUGGUAAGAGAGGAAACUGAUCAUUUCAAUCGUAGAAACUAUUCAUAAUGUGGUGACGAGGCAUAACCGUAUGUAAAGACCUCUCCAGCAGAUGCUCCCAAAUU
This is a messenger RNA of Cololabis saira (Pacific saury), 1742 nucleotides long. It is a transcript of the gene syt15, whose product is annotated as synaptotagmin XV. Lineage: Eukaryota; Metazoa; Chordata; Actinopteri; Beloniformes; Belonidae. The coding region runs from base 1 to 1245 and encodes 414 amino acids. The transcript is spliced from 8 exons. Gene Ontology annotation, biological process: regulation of dopamine secretion; cellular response to calcium ion; regulation of calcium ion-dependent exocytosis. The record is from RefSeq and is a predicted model, not a curated record. Gene Ontology annotation, molecular function: phosphatidylserine binding; calcium-dependent phospholipid binding; syntaxin binding.